AUGGCCGAGACCACCAAGCUCCAGCUGUUUGUCAAGGCGAGCGAGGACGGGGAGAGCGUGGGGCACUGCCCCUCCUGCCAGCGGCUCUUCAUGGUCCUGCUCCUCAAGGGCGUGCCCUUCACACUCACCACGGUGGACACGCGCAGGUCCCCGGACGUGCUGAAGGACUUUGCCCCCGGCUCACAGCUGCCCAUCUUGCUGUGUGAUGGUGACGCCAAGACGGACACGCUGCAGAUUGAAGAAUUUCUGGAGGAGACCCUGGGGCCACCCGACUUCCCCAGCCUGGCGCCGCGUUACAGGGAGUCCAACACAGCGGGUAACGACAUCUUCCAUAAGUUCUCCGCGUUCAUCAAGAACCCGGUGCCCGCGCAGGACGAUGCCCUGUACCAGCAGCUGCUGCGCGCCCUCGCCAGGCUAGACAGCUACUUGCUCGCGCCCCUGGAGCACGAACUGGAGGGGGAGCCCCAGCUGCGCCAGUCGCGCCGCCGCUUCCUAGAUGGCAACCAGCUCUCACUGGCCGACUGCCGCCUGCUGCCCAAAUUGCACAUAGUCGACACGGUGUGCGCACACUUUCGCCAGGCGCCUAUCCCCGCCGAGCUGCGCGGUGUCCGCCGCUACCUGGACUGCGCGCUGCGGGAGAAGGAGUUCAAGUACACGUGUCCGCACAGCUCGGAGAUCCUGGUGGCCUACCGGCCCGCCGUGCGCCCUCGCCCUGCCCCUGCGUCUGCGACCCCAUAAAGGUUUCUCUGUCCUGA
Propithecus coquereli (Coquerel's sifaka) is the source of this 755-nucleotide messenger RNA. It is a transcript of the gene CLIC3, whose product is annotated as chloride intracellular channel 3. The transcript is spliced from 6 exons. The record is from RefSeq and is a predicted model, not a curated record. Lineage: Eukaryota; Metazoa; Chordata; Mammalia; Primates; Indriidae. Bases 1 to 738 code for a protein of 245 amino acids.